Echinostoma caproni is the source of this 771-nucleotide messenger RNA. The record is from the annotation of a GenBank genome assembly. Lineage: Eukaryota; Metazoa; Platyhelminthes; Trematoda; Plagiorchiida; Echinostomatidae.
AUGCCGAAGAAGAAAACUGGUCAACGAAAAAAGGCCGAAAAGGCACGAGCUCGCCGGAAAAUGAUGGAUGCCCAGCGGUCCCAUGUGGAUCUUAUUAAUCAUCCAUCGAAUCUUAUUAUGGAAUGUGGCCAGUGUGGUAAAAGGCAAAAAAAUCGGGCAUUUUGCUACUUCUGUCAGUCCAUUCAGCGACUGCCCAUUUGUUGCCAAUGUGGCAAACAAAAGUGCACCGGAAGACAAGGUGACUGUCUGGUGAAGCAUCGUGCAGCCCAUGCAACUGGUAUGGCCAUGGUUGGCGCUAUCUGUGAUUUUUGCGAAGCCUGGGUAUGUCACGGCCAGAACUGUAUCAGUGUUCACGCGUGCGAAUGCCCGAUGCAACGUUCCGCGUGUGCCGAAUGUAGCCGCACACUGACCGAGCACGGUGGACGGUUAUUCUCGUGUGCAUUUUGUCAACAAAUGCUUUGUGAAGACGACCAGUUCGAGCAUCAGGCCAGCUGUCAACGCUUGGAAGCCGAAAGCUACAAGUGUCCAUCCUGUAAUCGACUGGGUUCCAAUACUUGUCUGAUGUGCAAAAUCACAUUCUGUGACGAGCAUGCCAAGCGAAAAGGAGUCAAGUACGACAGGGGCAGCGCAAUUCCUUGCCCGAAAUGUGGUCACCCGCUCACAGAUAGCUACAACCUCAGCAUGUCCAGUAAGUUCGUCGUUCACUGUCUCUUAUAUGUGUAUAUUGGUUUUCCCUCCAUUGACUACCACCGGCCUAGGUCCAUUUGUUAA